Molecule: messenger RNA, 879 nt
Organism: Acaulospora morrowiae
Lineage: Eukaryota; Fungi; Glomeromycota; Glomeromycetes; Diversisporales; Acaulosporaceae
Source: the annotation of a GenBank genome assembly
AUGAGUUUAAAAAUGAUGACCGAAACAUACCUUGCCGAUGACUCUUUUGAAUCCGAAGAAAAACUACAGAUGCUAUUCGAUGAAAGACACUUGAAGUAUCUUAAUAAGACAUUAGCGAAAUUACCCCCUAAAAAGAUUCUUGAAUGGGCCAUGGUUACUUUACCCGAUUUAUAUCAAAUCACUUCUUUUGGUCUUACAGGUCUUGUGAUUUUAGAUAUGAUAUCUAAAAUUAGUCAUGAAUAUGCCGAAGAAAACGAAAAAGAACCACACCAUUUAGUUCCACUUAUCUUUUUUGAUACCCUCUACCAUUUUCCCGAAACACUAUCACUCUCGGAUUAUGCUGCUUCUCACUAUAAAGCAGAAUUAAAAAUCUUUAAACCAUUUCAAUGUGAUACUGUUAGUGAUUUUGAACGUCUUUAUGGCACAAAACUCUGGGAGACAGACGAAUCUACCUAUGAUUACUUGGUUAAGGUUGAACCUUCAAGACGAGCCUAUAGAGAAUUAGGAAUUAAAGCCAUUAUAACUGGACGUCGUCGAAGUCAAAAAGGGGAACGUGAAAAUAUAGACAUUUUGGAAAUAGAAGAAAAAACUGGUUUGUUAAAGUUGAACCCUCUUGCUCACUGGGACUUCACAAAGGUUAUAACUUAUGUUCGUGCUAACGAGGUACCGUACAAUAAACUUAUAGACCAAGGAUAUCGAUCUAUUGGAGAUUGGCAUAGUACUAGGCCGGCCAAAGAUUCAUCGAGCGAACGCGAUGGAAGAUGGGAAGGAAAGAACAAAACAGAAUGUGGAUUACAUAAGGAUUAUUUCAAAAUGCGUGCAGCUUUCAUUGAAUCCCAAAAAAAGAGAUCUAAAUUAGAGAAAUCGCAAUCACUUUAA